Molecule: messenger RNA, 1988 nt
Organism: Thlaspi arvense
Lineage: Eukaryota; Viridiplantae; Streptophyta; Magnoliopsida; Brassicales; Brassicaceae
Source: the annotation of a GenBank genome assembly
GUUACAGCCAAUGAGCUUUCCUUUUGUUUGAAUCCCUAUAAAUUGGCAUACCCUUCCACAGAUCUUCACCAACUCUUCCGGUUUAUCAAACUGAACUCUCUUACAGCUAAAUUAAUUUAACCAAAUUACUUAACGAUGGGUAUGAAUGCGGAUUCGGACGGCGGUUUUGGGUUCGCUUACAACAACGUUAAGUUCUCCGACCGUCUUCUUCGGAUCGAGAUCACUCGUGGUGGCGAUGUUGAGUGUUCCAGUAUCGUCGAUUGGGUUAGAGAUCGCAAACGCAGAAGAGAAGACGCCCAAAAUGAGACUCAUGAAUUUGGGAUAUGAUAUUUCAGUGUUGGAUCUUGCUACAUCUCAAGUGGAGUUUGAGUUAAACAAGAACUCAUGUGAGAGGAAUGAUGAGAACCACAACAACAAACAUGGAGAAGCAACAAUGGUAACGACAAAACAUGAAUCCGAAUCAGGUGGUGAAGUUGGUACUGAGUAUCAUUCCUUGGGUAUGGCGACUAAUACUUCAGUUCUUAGAGCUACAGAAUUACAUAUAAGCUCUCUGCUAUUGGCAGCCAAAAGCCCUUUUUUCCACAAGAUGUUCUCUAAUGGAAUGCUUGAGUCGGAGCAAAAACACGUGACCUUGCAAAUAGAUGUUUCUGAGGAAGCUGCAGUAAUGGAGCUCUUGAAGUUCAUGUAUAGCAAUUCACUAACAGUGACGACGACCCCUGCUUUGCUCGAUGUUCUAAUGGCCGCAGACAAGUUUGAGGUAGCUUCGUGUAUGAAGCAUUGUAGCCAUUUGUUGCUGAAUAUGCCAAUGACAUUAGACUCUGCAUUGCUUCUUCUUGAUCUUCCUUCUACUCUGCUAAUAGCUGAUUCCGUAAAGCCUCUGACAAAUGCCGCAAAGCAAUUCAUCGCCUUGCGCUACAAGGAUAUAACAAAGUUUCCAAUGAGUGAGGUGAUGGCUUUACCGUUACUAGGUUUCAAGGCAAUACUAGCGAGCAACGAUCUAAUGGUUCCGUCUGAAAACAUUGUAUACGAAGCUGUCUUGAAAUGGUUAAGAUCACAUUACUCAGAUGUAAAAGAACGCAGCGAGAUCAUGGAUACACAUCUCGCUCGCUUCAUCCGUUUCCCUCACAUGUCAUCCCUCAGGCUCAAGAAAAUCUUGACCUCAGACGACUUCAAACCUAAGAUCGUAUCGAAACUAGUCGUUGAAGCUCUCCUCCACAAGAUAGAACCGCGGCACCAUCGAUACAGUUCAGCCACUGAACAACCCACCCCCCUAAAGGACCGGUUUGUUAAACGAGACUACACAUUAAGACUCAUCAAGAUUGUGGAAUUCAAGGUUCCUCGCCAACAAUGCAUCGUUUACUUGGACUUGCAACGCAAAGAAUGCGCGGCCAUGUAUCCGUCAGGGCGGGUGUUUUCUCAACCGUUUGACUUAGGAGGACAAGAGUUCUUUCUCUCGGGUCAUUGCAAGCUGGACCAGAUGAAUCUGUUUCACUGUUUUGGAUUGUUUCUUGGGAUGCAAGAAAAAGGACCGGCGAAUAUGAUUGUGGACUACGAGUUCUCAGCGAGGUCGAAGCCAACAGAUGAGUUUGCCUUUAAAUACAAAGGAAACUUUAAGUUCGACGCAGGUAUAGGUGUUGGUACCACGAACUUGUUUUCGACAUCAUGGGAUAGUUUCAUUGCUACGGAUAGUCCCUAUUUCAUCAACGACGUCCUUCAUCUCCGAGCCCAGCUCACCAUCCGUCCCUAGAAUCAACCAUAUCUUUUGAUUUUGUUAAAUGCAGCCUUUUUUUCUUCUUCUCCUUCUUCUUAAGGUAAUAGUAUUCAAAAACCACAAGUAGUUAGCUUGUGUGCGUCUGAAGCAACCAUGAUAUCUACACUAGUAGCAUAUGAUGAUGUAAAAGUGCAUGUUUUGACCAUCUUCGUCUGUAGAAUUGGGGUCAAUUUUUAAGUAUGUGCCUUUCCUUAAAACUAAUUUGUUUCAAUGCCCU